ACGAUGUGUACGAUGUCUAUUCUUCUCUGAAAGAACUUGUCACAAGAGCUGCAGAAGCCUGCCACCUACUGGCAAGUGUCACCACCAGAUUCUUGGGUAAACAGUCGAACAGGUACUGUCAAUAGAAGCAGGUGAAACACGACGACGGAGGAAACCGGCAAUAUGGUUCUCGGUUCAAACCGUAUCUUCAAGAAAAGUGCGAUGGAUGGCAGUGUGACCGUCUACCUUGGAACAAGGGAUUUUGUUGAUUAUUUUACACACUGUGAUCCAAUUGAAGGAAUCGUUCUCCUGAACCCAAUGGCUGUCGAAAAUAAAAAUAUUUACGUGGGAAUUGUUGCAAUAUUUCGUUACGGUCGUGAAGAGGAUGAAAUUCUGGGAAUAAGUUUUUGUCGAGAACUCUACAUAACCCACAAGCAGAUCUACCCACGUGUUCUUGAACCUACUUUAACCCCUGGCGAUAACUCCACGCAACUUGGAUUAGCUGGUGGAUGGCUCCACGAAAAACUCCUUAAGAAACUUGGAGCAGAAGCAUUGCCUUUCCGUUUCGUUUUACCCACUGCUACGCCUGUAUCCGUGGUCAUGUUGCAGGGAGUGGAUUCUACAGACACGUGUGGUGUACGAUAUUACGUUCGUUGUUACGCCUCUUCUACGCCUUCUGAAAAACCAUCUAUUCGAAGUGUGGUAAACUUAGCCAUUAGAAAGAUACAAUACGCCCCUUCGUGGCGAAUAACAGGACAGCCAUCUGCUUCGAUCUCCAAAGACUUUCCACUUAGCUCAGGGAAAAUUUUCCUUGAAGCAACACUUGAUAAAAAGCUCUACUAUCAUGGGGAAGAGAUCAACGUCAGCGUACUUAUACAAAACUUCUCGCACAAGACUGUCAAACACGUGAAAGUCUCUGUGAUACAGAUAGCUGACAUUUGUAUGGUUUCAUCUGGAAAGUGGAAGGUUACUGUGGCCAGUCUGGAUAGUCA
This is a messenger RNA of Limulus polyphemus (Atlantic horseshoe crab), 971 nucleotides long. Its product is annotated as arrestin, lateral eye-like. The transcript is spliced from 8 exons. Lineage: Eukaryota; Metazoa; Arthropoda; Merostomata; Xiphosura; Limulidae. The annotation marks the transcript as partial. Gene Ontology annotation, cellular component: cytoplasm. The record is from RefSeq and is a predicted model, not a curated record. Gene Ontology annotation, molecular function: G protein-coupled receptor binding. Gene Ontology annotation, biological process: signal transduction; G protein-coupled receptor internalization.